GUUGGUUAGUCGGUCGUUAGUUGGUCGGUUCCCCCGGAACGCUUAAGAAAUGUACGAUGCCGCGAAACAAUGGUCACAAGCGGCGCACGUUUCCGAAGCCUUACUACGCUUUCAAAAUAACCAAAAAAUCCCCUCGUCCUCCUGGAUCAUGUUGUGCUGCAGCAAGACGCACCUCCGGCGUGGCCUCGCCGCUGAGAAGGAGACGGAAGGCAACGAGCGGAAAAUCUGUUUUGAUUCAAAUGUUAUUUAUCCGAGCGCCACGCGCAGAUUUUCCCUGACGAUGAUCUCUUCUCUAUUGCUAGGGACCGUUAGCAAGUGCCGGAAAAUGGCUGAGAAUGCCGAGGAUGACGUUAACUUGCUUAGUGCCAAGCAGCUCUCCACUCUGCUGCAAGAGCUGUGGGAGCUGCGUGAGCGCGGCUCCUUCUGCGACGUCGUGGUGGAGGUGCAGAGCCGCCGCUACCUGGCGCACAAGGCGGUGCUGAGCAGCACCAGCGGCUACUUCCGCAGCCUCUUCCUGGGCGCCCCCUGCAGCAGCAUGGGCCCCUUCGUGGUGGACUUUGUCUCCAUGGGAACGUUCGAGCAGGUGCUGGGCUACGUGUACCGCGGCGACGUGACGGUGAGCCGCGCCGACGUACGCCCGCUGCGCCGCGCCGCCAGGAAGCUGGAGCUGCGCUGCCUGGUGGAGGCGUGCGAGCCGUACGUCGGCGGCGACGACGACGAGGAGGAGGACUCUGAAGACGACGACCACCUCGCCUUCGACGGCGGCAAUAACGCGGCCGAAGAGAACGGCGGGUCCAACGGGCGCGAGGACGACCCCUUCGACGUCGAGAACGACUUCUCGGCCGUCGCCGCGGCCGACGUGGCCCCGGCCGCGGACUGCGGCGGCUGGAACGGAGAGAAAGAAGAUCGCGCGGACGAGGAGCGCGACGCGGGCGGCCUGUUGGACGACUACGGCGGUCGCGCCGCCUCUCCCGCGCACGCCAUCAAGAGCGAACCUCAGUGCGACCCGCCGGCCGAGGGGCACGCGUGGCCCGUGAAGGCCGAGGAGCUCGGCGGCCGAGCCGACUGCCUCUACGCGGACGCCGGCGACGCGGCCGCGCCGCCCGGCGGCGAAGGCCUCGACGACGAGGACGACGGCCGCUGGCGCUGCGUCCCGCCGCUCGGACUCGAGCCAGAGCCGGCGGCGCCGUCGUCGGCGAGCGUCUCGCCGGAGAAGUACUACCGGCACGCGGGGGGGGGCCCGCCCGAGCGGGUGCAGUGCGGCGCGUGCGGGGAGCCGAUGGACGCCAGCGUGUCGCUGCUGCGCGAGCACUCGUGCACCCACCUUGACCUGGAGCGCCUCGAGUGCCGCCUGUGCGGCGCGCGCUUCGCCUACAUCAGCGAGGCGGUGGAGCACGCGCUGGCGCACACGGGCGUGCCGGUGAUGGCGUGCGCGCACUGCGGCCGCCGCUUCGUGUCGGAGCGGCUCAUGGGCGUCCACGCCUCGGGGCGCUGCCGCAAGAAUCGCGGCCCGCGGGGCGGCGGCGGCCGCUCGGCCCUGCCGCACCACCCGGCGGGGGCGUCGCCGGCGCUUGCCGACUGCGCCGAGCGACUGCCGUGCAAGGUGUGCGCCGAGCCGCUGGCGCAGAGCAUGUCGGCGCUGCGCGAGCACGGGCGCCUGCACGUGGACGCGGAGCGUCACGCCUGCCGGGUGUGCGGCCUGCAGAUGACGUCGAGCGGCAACCUCGUCAAGCACUCGCUGCUGCACAUCGGCAUCCUGCUGUUCUGCUGCGACUCCUGCAGCAAGAAAUUCCUCUUCAAGAACCAGCUGGAGAGGCACCACAAGAUCCGGUGCUGCGGCGGAGCGAUGGGGGGGUUUGGCGGCGGCGCCGCGGUGGGCGAGUGAUGCCCCGGCGUACGCCGAUUUACGCGUCGCCCACCCGCUUCUGAAUCGAAGACGUUGUUAGCCGCCGUUGCGGUUUGGGCUCGUGGCGUUGCAGGCGGUCGUGCGUACGAGCCUCGAGGUCACGGUCGUUGGCCUGGCACGGAGAGUGGUGGCCAGGUGAGUGCAGGUUGAGGUGGCAAGUCGCUAACCGAAGAGGGACGCGGUCUGUGACUGUUGGUAGAAAAAAAUAAAUUGGCAUGGAAAAUAAAAGUAACGUCUGAAACAAAGCAAUGUUAAAUGGAAUACAGAAUUGCAUAAAAUGUGUUUUUAUUUUAUCACUACGGACUUAUGCAAGAAUAUAUUCCAUUGAGCAAGCAAAAUAAACAACAACAGGAACAUUAAAAGUGUGGUGUUUGGGAAAAUUAAAGGAAGAACUGACACAGAAUGGCUUGACAACAUCAGAGAUUGGUGCCAGAAAGAUGUGGCCACGACUUGAGAAUAUUGUAUUGGCACUACAAGACAGAGGAAAGUGGAAACACAUGACGACAUGUGCAGUGGACACCAUGGACCGUGAUGAUGAUGGUGAUGAAGAAACAUACAACGAUAAACAUCUGAACUCAAAAAUGUGCGUUUGAGAAUUUUAAGACAAUUGUGUUUUUUUUUUUACCCACGUAAAAUAUCGUUAAAGUUAGCUUCUUGUACGUUCCUGCCUGCCGAAAAGUGAUUUCAAAUGGUUGUGUUCCUGCUCGGUAAUAAGGGGUUGAACGUUAAAGUCGUUAUAUGCCUGGUUAUUUUUGUGUUUUGCAGUAGUCUGGGAAUGUGACUGCAGUUUCGGAUCAAAGCCUCUUAAUUCAUUUACGGGGGUUACCUUGGCAGAAUAAACCAAACGGAUCGUUCAGUUGUGAGCUUUAGAGAUUUCGGCGUGGUGGGGGGUUCGUUCGGCUUUUUGUAAAACAAAGAUCCCGUGCGGCUUCACCGAUGCAAAUUGUCACGAACGGUGACGAUGGAUUGAGAGCGUCUAAUGAGCGACUUGCAAGCUCGACGGCCGGAGGGAGAGGUCCCCGUACACAUCCACCAGUUCGUGGGCUUUCACAAACAAAAAAAAGACAGAUGUACAUCGCACCUACCUAGUUUUCGGUGUUUAUUUUACCGUGAUUUGUAUUUGCGAUAAUAUAAUUGGUGACUAUUUAUUUCGUUACCUUACGGGAGAGGGGCGGGGGGUCUCCACUGCUGUGUUGCACUACCAUGUUGCACUGUCGGUCAGAGACAGCCGGUGUUCAACAGGCGUGCGUGCGUGUGUGCGCAGGUGUGCGCCGAACUGGGACAGAGUCCCAUCAGUGAGCUCCUCUGGAAAGAGGAGCGGCGCUCAUGAUAACAAGUGUAGCACCUGGCGGUUAAAACUCUGCAAGUGUGCACAGCUGGAGUGCAUCUGCCAGUCAUCUCAGUCGGUCAACCCAUGGCACGCAGGUGUAUUCUGUAACCUGCCAGCGGCGAGCCUUCGACACUUCACGCGAUGGCCUAAAAGUGCACCUAGCCUGGUACGAGCGCCGUGAUGUCACCGCCAAUUAGUGGCGAAUGGCGGUGGCUGCUGUUGCUGAGGCUGUGACUCCAGUCUUGACGCCGUGAUACUCUGUCCCAGGUUUUCCACUGAACAUUGGAUACUUUGUAACGUGAAGGGCGGCGUUGCUUGUGUACAGCCCUUUAGGAUUUACUCGUCUCUAGCCCUCAAUUAAAUAACACUGGUCAACAACAACAAAAAACAUUUUUUUUUCUGGCCUGGACUUUUGCAGCUGUUUUAGACUAAUUUCAGGGUGCUGAUUCCAAAUCUGAUCUCAGAUUUGCUCUAUCACAUCUCAUUUUUAUGCUAUCGGCAUACCCCAUUUUUAUUGAUUUUACCCGAAAUUAACUCUGUCACUUAUGAUUGCAAGUUGUUGCGAGUCAGUGACUGCUUUAGUGUUAACAUAUGGUGCUGUAUUUUUAGGAUAGUGUGUUUAUAAUAUUAUUUUAUGUAGAUAUCCAUAUUCAUUUAAUAUUUUUCUUCUGCAGUUUUGAAUGAAAAUGCUAUAUUUGAUAUCUCAACAACCUGAUGUGAUAGACAAAAACUGAUGCCAGAUUUGGAAACAGCACCCCAAAAUUGUGUGACCAGUGAUAUCUUCAUUUUUGUUCUACUCUCCCUUACCAUACUGAGCUGUCUUCUCAACUACCCAGCACUGCAGCCUCCUACCACUCGCCUUGGCCCUUCGCAUGGUGUGCAUAUCUCCCCACCUCCGCUCACCCCCCCCCCCCCAUCUUUGUACAGCUACUUGAGAUGCGGUCACAUUUUCGAUGCUAUGGGAAUCCAAAUUGUGAUUUAUAUUGCACCGGUGCCGGACUCGACCAGACCGAUCUCCCUGGGAAUCUGCGUGGGCUGCGAGCGACCGUCUGCUGGAACUCCGACGAUGAUGAAGCCUCCGUCAGCGCUUUUACACCUUCUGAGCAGGGGGUCUCUUCGUGGCUCUCGGGUCUGUGUGCGUCUGCGUGAGUCUAUAGCUCUGUGUGUGAGAAGGUCCUGCCAGUGCUCGCCUGUUUCUCACUGGGCCUCUAUUUUGAGUCAUUGGUUACCUGCGUGAAUUUGGGUUUCUGUGUGCACCUAUAUGUUCCUGUGUGAAUCUGCGGGUCUAUAUGUGCAUCUGUGGAGCUGCGCUUGAGUUUACCGGUCUCUUUGGGUCUCUGUUUAAGAAAGCACCGACGGUGUAGCCAUAUAUCGGUGCACUCCGGCUUUUCAACUAAUCCAUGGUGCCCUGCAUGCAUCGUCACUUUUCAGACUGGGAAAACCCAGGACGGAGUUUGUAGCCUCGUCAACCCGGAGCCAGGAGCCGCAGCUGUUCCCACGUUGUGACUGCUGCUCGCAUAAACUGCUACCACUCGCAGGAAUGAGAUAAGCAGGGCACGCAUGUGCCAGCGUCCCUAGGGGAGCCACACAAUCUGCGGCACAAGCCGCCGGUUAGCCGGCUGUUGGGAGGCAGGGUUAGUGGGUCAUGCAGAGAUUAUUGUGAGUGUGCGUUCUUGUGUGCGAGGUCCAACCUGGGGUCAGGGUGACGGGGUCGGGAGGUCAGGUUGACGGGGUCGGGGUAACGGUGAGGGGGCCGGGUGAAUUGCCGGUGGUUGAGUGAUGUCGGAAUCGCUUGUUUUUGCAGCCAUCAUGCAUCCACAACGCUUUUGUGAUGCAAACAUCGUGUUUUUCGCGCAACAGACUAUUGCAAGCAAUCCUCGUGUGUUGUUCCGGGUAAGGAAAGGUAUUGGGCGUUUGUUCUCUCAAGCUCUUGACACGCACUACUGCGGGCAUCUUCACUUGAAUUACGAGUGGCUCGCUCCACGAAGCGCCCUCCUACUUCCCGCGGGGCGAACGACCGAGGUGGCGGCAUUUUCGACAAAGAUUCGCGUCCAGCAAAACAGCAUUGAGGGUGAAAAAUAUCCGUCGAAGCAAUCGGUGGACAGUUUACUGUGCGUGCCCUUGCAGUUGAUGAAAUUACUCGGAACAGGCAGCACUGUGGGCUUAGUUGAUCCACUAGCAGUAAGCAAAUACAAGCUGACCUCUCUGUACGUACGUAUGUUGAACUUCUUUCGCACCGUACGUAGCCAACCGUUGCAUAAUCCGUAGGUGCAGAGGGGAGAAGAAGGGCAAACGUGUUUUAGUCAAUCGGUCUAUGCGCUUUCCAGACCACGAUUGUCCAUUGAAGGUAAUAAUAGGCUGCUGGACAAAUAGACGUGCUGUUUACAGAAUCAGAAUAUUUAUUUAUACUGGAGGAAUCCGAUGAGCCAUGAAGCUCUUUUUCACAAAUGUCCAGUAGGGGGGCUCGGGGUAAGAACGUUACAACAACAAACAGUACACAAAUACAAUAGGAGUGGCAAAGGUAAACAAUCAUGCAAACACAUACAGUGAGGGAAAAAAGUAUUUGAUCCCCUGCUGAUUUUGUACGUUUUCCCACUGACAAAGAAAUUAUCAGUCUAUAAUUAUAAUGGUAGGUUUAUUUGAACAGUGAGAGACAGAAUAACAAAAAAAAUCCAGAAAAACGCAUGUCAAAAAUGUUAUAAAUUGAUUUGCAUUUUAAUGAGGGAAAUAAGUAUUUGACACCCUCUCAAUCAGAAAGAUUUCUGGCUCCCAGGUGUCUUUUAUACAGGUAACGAGCUGAGAUUAGGAGCACACUCUUAAAGGGAGUGCUCCUAAUCUCAGCUUGUUACCUGUAUAAAAGACACCUGUUCACAGAAGCAAUCAAUCAAUCAGAUUCCAAACUCUCCACCAUGGCCAAGACCAAAGAGCUCUCCAAGGAUGUCAGGGACAAGAUUGUAGACCUACACAAGGCUGGAAUGGGCUACAAGACCAUUGCCAAGCAGCUUGGUGAGAAGGUGACAACAGUUAGUGCGAUUAUUUGCAAAUGGAAGAAACACAAAAGAACUGUCAAUCUCCCUCGGCCUGGGGCUCCAUGCAAGAUCUCACCUCGUGGAGUUGCAAUGAUCAUGAGAACGGUGAGGAAUCAGCCCAGAACUACACAGGAGGAUCUUGUCAAUGAUCUCAAGGCAGCUGGGACCAUAGUCACCAAGAAAACAGUUGGUAACACACUACGCCGUGAAGGACUGAAAUCCUGCAGCGCCCGCAAGGUCCCCCUGCUCAAGAAAGCACAUAUACAUGCCCGUCUGAAGUUUGCCAAUGAACAUCUGAAUGAUUCGGAGGACAACUGGGUGAAAGUGUUGUGGUCAGAUGAGACCAAAAUGGAGCUCUUUGGCAUCAACUCAACUCGCCGUGUUUGGAGGAGGAGGAAUGCUGCCUAUGACCCCAAGAACACCAUCCCCACCGUCAAACAUGGAGGUGGAAACAUUACGCUUUGGGGGUGUUUUUCUGCUAAGGGGACAGGACAACUUCACCACAUCAAAGGGACGAUGGACGGGGCCAUGUACCGUCAAAUCUUGGGUGAGAACUCCUUCCCUCAGCCAGGGCAUUGAAAAUGGGUGGGUAUUCCAACAUGACAAUGACCCAAAACACACGGCCAAAGCAACAAAGGAGUGGCUCAAGAAGAAGCACAUUAAGGUCCUGGAGUGGCCUAGCCAGUAUCCAGACCUUAAUCCCAUAGAAAAUCUGUGGAGGGAGCUGAAGGUUCAAGUUGCCAAACCUCAGCCUCGAAACCUUAAUGACUUGGAGAAGAUCUGCAAAGAGGAGUGGGACAAAAUCCCUCCUGAGAUGUGCACAAACCUGGUGGCCAACUACAAGAAACAUAUGACCUCUGUGAUUGCCAACAAGGGUUUUGCCACCAAGUACUAAGUCAUGUUUUACAAAUACUUGUUUCGCUCAUUAAAAUGCAAAUCAAUUUAUAACAUUUUUGACAUGCGUUUUCUGGAUUUUGUUGUUGUUAUUCUGUCUCUCACUGUUCAAAUAAACAUACCAUUAAAAUUAUAGACUGAUAAUUUCUUUGUCAGUGGGCAAACGUACAAAAUCAGCAGGGGAUCAAAUACUUUUUUCCCUCACUGUACUAAUAAAACUGAACCAUCCCCAUCCUACCAGACAAAGCCCACUGAGGUAUUAACUUGUUUUUCAGAAGCAACCUGGCUGGCUCGAUAAAGUGGCCCAUCAUUUGGACAUUAUAGCAGCCUAAGUAAUCUAAAUAAUGUACGUGGAGAGGCGGAGUGUAGUUGCGCAUUGCGAUUUGCUAUCAGCCUUGACGCUCCACAAAACGUCUCGUUUACGCCACUCGCUGUGGGUUUUCCAGUUCGCAUCAUGGUCGGGGGUCGACUCAAAACCCAUCAUCCUUCUGGGGUCGGUAAAGUCAACGCACCGCUUUGUGUGGGGGAUAGUCCUUUGUAGGGACUGACCCACGUCAUGGGAAUUCCCUUCUGAGUUGAACACGUAGUAGUUGUAACACGUCGUAGUAGAGAGAACUUUGAAGUUGCUAUUAUUGUGGCGAUUGUUUUUGAUUCGGCGCGCCCUGCUACAAACGCCGGUGCAUCUUUGGGCUCUUUACAUCAGUCUCAUCCAAGACGGACGCCCGUAUCAAUAGCCCUCUGAUGCUGUCGGCCAUCCCGAUUUAGAACGGUUGGCUACGAAUGGUGCGAAACAGGUUCAAACAUGCGUACAUAAAUCCCGCGACGAUGGCACUUGGCGACGGAGUGUGGAGAUUUUCCUCGAGCGGAAUGAGAUGGGACUGGGGUGACUUGCUUCUCCGAUGCUUGGCCGUGGGGUGUCCGGCAGGUGUAGUCAUUGGGACAGAAUGGUGGACGACCCACAAUCCACUGAGUCCAGACCAGAAACCGCACUUUAACUGGUUCAAAUUUGCUGCUUGCGUUGUGGCCGAAACGUCGUGAGAAUUAUAUAAUUUUAUGUUUUAUUUUUAUUAUUUUAUUGGUUCAAAUUUCCCAAUGUGGUCAACACAACGACAGUGAAUUGUGUGAUAACCACUUGAAAUGAGUGUGGUUAUCAAGUUAUUCCCUCCUGUCCGCCGUAUCUGAUCUGGCCCAUGGACUGAUAGGCCAAACUGAGAAGUAUUAUUUGAACACGUACAUUUAUACGGCCAAUAAGUUACGAUGCACAAUUUUAAAAAAUGUUGGUUCCGGCCAUGCGGUGAUCUGGUCAAAUCUGUGUCGUGAAGCCCUCCACCACCCCGACAACCCAGCCAAUUGAAUUAAUACUCUUAUUUUAUUUCUAUUAUUACUUUUAUUAAUUUUUAUUUCAUUUUCUACCUACGUGACUUAGCGAAAAAACCUAAGAGUAUGAAUCCUUGCAGUCACGAAAGCUUCAAAUCUACGAGCGUUUUGAUGCACCGUUUACGUUGACCAUUUUGUGGCCAGUUGAAGAGAAUUUCUCGCAAAGCGUAUGAUUUGCAUUUGGAAUGCGACCUUUCGUUCUUAAAUACGCCUCGACGUCAAAGGGGGUAACGUUUCCUGUCCUCGAUGUCACAUGACCGGGCCCUGUUCCAAACAACGCAACAUCACCUCUGUGCGUCCGUGGCUGGCUUGAACAGUGAUCCAUUCAUGCAGGGAAGUCUGCGUGCGCCAGUUCAACCUUUUGCCGGUGUACGAUACGCGGUCGUGGGUGGGGGCGCACUUCACUCUGCCCAGAAGUUAAUGUUUGUGAACUAUUUACCGCGCAAAAAUAAACAACCUUGUUUAGGAAAUCCUAACGUGGAGGUGGCGUUUUUUUUGUCGCCCUGUUGGAAUCUUCUGUAGCCCCCCCCAACACCGUGCAAGCUCACGGCGUCGCCACAGCACAGGGCAA
This is a messenger RNA of Lethenteron reissneri (Far Eastern brook lamprey), 9107 nucleotides long. RefSeq names its product zinc finger protein 696-like. Lineage: Eukaryota; Metazoa; Chordata; Hyperoartia; Petromyzontiformes; Petromyzontidae. Gene Ontology annotation, biological process: regulation of transcription by RNA polymerase II. The record is from RefSeq and is a predicted model, not a curated record. Gene Ontology annotation, molecular function: RNA polymerase II cis-regulatory region sequence-specific DNA binding; DNA-binding transcription factor activity, RNA polymerase II-specific; protein binding.